This is a messenger RNA of Ornithorhynchus anatinus (platypus), 3883 nucleotides long. It is a transcript of the gene P2RX5, whose product is annotated as purinergic receptor P2X 5. Gene Ontology annotation, cellular component: nuclear inner membrane; plasma membrane. Lineage: Eukaryota; Metazoa; Chordata; Mammalia; Monotremata; Ornithorhynchidae. The coding region runs from base 21 to 1607 and encodes 528 amino acids. Gene Ontology annotation, biological process: response to ATP; monoatomic cation transmembrane transport. The record is from RefSeq and is a predicted model, not a curated record. Gene Ontology annotation, molecular function: extracellularly ATP-gated monoatomic cation channel activity; ATP binding; purinergic nucleotide receptor activity. The transcript has 13 exons.
GGCGGCGCUGGGCGAGGGCGAUGGGGCAGGUGAGCUGCAGGGAGCAGUGCCUGUCCCUGUUCGACUACAAGACCGAGAAAUAUGUCAUCGCCAAGAACAAGAAAGUGGGCAUCCUCUACCGGCUGGUGCAGCUGUCCAUCCUGAGUUACCUGGUGGGGUGGGUGUUCCUAGUGAAGAAGGGCUACCAGGACAUUGACACCUCUCUCCAGAGCUCAGUCAUCACCAAGGUGAAGGGCGUGGCCUGGACCAACACCUCAGAGCUGGGGGAGCGCCUCUGGGACGUCGUCGAUUAUGUCAUCCCCCCGCAGGGUGAGAAUGUCUUCUUCGUGAUAACUAACCUGAUCGUGACCCCCAAUCAGCGGCAGUCCACUUGUGCAGAGAGAGUGGACAUCCCUGAUGCCGUCUGCCAGGAGAACAGUGACUGUGUCCCAGGCAAAGCAGUGGUUGCUGGGAAUGGGGUGAAGACUGGCCGCUGCCUGAAACUUGACGAGAACAGUAAGGGCACAUGUGAGAUUAUCGCCUGGUGUCCAGUGGAGAAGAAAUCCAGACCGAAGGAACCGCUUUUGGGAAAGGCUGCCAACUUUACUGUUUACAUAAAGAACUCAAUCAAAUUCCCCAAAUUUAACUUCUCCAAGACCAACUUGCUGAACACAAAGAGUGGUUCGUACCUGAAAUCAUGUCAUUUUGGGCCAGGGAAUCAAUACUGUCCGAUAUUCCGGUUGGGGUCACUGGUCAGUUGGUCCGGGAACAAUUUCCAGCAAAUGGCCCUGGAGGGUGGUGUGAUAGGCGUUCAGAUUGAGUGGGACUGUGACCUGGAUAAAGCAUCCUCAGAGUGCAACCCUCACUAUUCAUUUAGCCGCCUGGACAACAAGUUUGCAGAGAAGUCCAUCUCCUCUGGAUACAACUUCAGGUAUGCCAAAUACUACCGGGACGACAGAGGGGUGGAGUUCCGCACCCUGAUUAAGGCCUACGGGAUCCGCUUUGACAUAAUGGUGAAUGGCAAGGCAGGAAAGUUUAACAUCAUCCCCACAGUCAUCAACUUGGCCUCAGGAGUGGCUCUCAUGGGGGCGGGGGCAUUUUUCUGUGAUCUGGUACUGAUCUACCUAAUCAAAAAAAGCCAUUUUUACCGGGGGAAGAAGUACGAGACCGUGAAAGGGAGAGAAGCCAAUGUCGAGCUGGAGAACCAGUCGUCCUCCGUGACCUGCAGCCAGCCCCCGUCUGUACUCGGAAGCAAUGGGGAGACCAAGGACCUGGCUGCCUUGGAGGCUGAGAUGGAUCGUGAGAUGGGGGUUCCCAGAGGCUUGGGGACAGAGGGUCCACCCAAGUUGGUACCGUUGCCCAGGAAACGGAACAAUUAUGCGGACCGGACCGAGGAGCAAGAGUCACAGCUGGAUCCACAGGACCAAAGGGAGCGUGAGAGAAUGUGUUGGAAAGCAAGCAGCAUGUCGAGCAUGGUCCCUGACAGCAGCGUGGGCAGGAAGGGGGACAGCUAUGCCAUGGGGUCCAACUCCAAGAAAUCCUUGACAGUCCGUUCGGCAAAUGAACAGAAUUCCAACCCUCUACCCAUAGGGGAGCAACUGAGACAGCUGCAGACUGUGGAGACCUAACCCAAGGCAAGACGAAGGAAAGAAAGGACUGUUGCCCCCCAGCAACAGGACCUGGAGGCAGAGCCUCCCAGUAUUGGGCUGGUUGCCCCAUUUGGCCAAGACAAAGGGGACCUUUUCAAGCUCUUUGGAGAGCACUUUCAGCUAACAUCCUCUCACCCCUUGGUCUGAGACCUUCCCUAGGGUCCUGAGAGGUAAAUGUUGCUUUGGUUUUGUUGGGUUUUUUUUUAAUCACUGCAAGUUGUUCAUCAAAUGAAGGAAAGCUUGCAAAUGGAUUUGAGAAGCCAUGUUGCAGGCUUCCUGGCAGUGUGGGACUAGUUGGAGGGAUGUGAGGAACAUUGUAAGAUCCUGGAGUAUUCUGAAGUGGGGAGGGUUGGGAUGGGGAGAAGAUUAGGUUGCUGGGGGGAAGGGGAGAUCUCUAACCUUCUGUACAGUUAUCAAACUUUUCUCUGUAGCUCCCUGUGGGCUAGAACUGAGGCAUUUGCUGCUUAAGUCAGUGGAUUUAAUUCCAGUUCUUCAAUCAAUUGUAUUUACUGAGCGCUUACUGUGUGCAAAGCAGUUGGGAGAGUACAGUAUAACAGAUUUGAUAGACAUGGUCCCUGCCUACAAUAAGUUUACAAGUCUAGAGGCCAGGAAGAGAAGCUCCUUGGGACCCGAUCACCUGUCAGUGGGGAGGAAUCAGUUCUCAAGGUCAGCAGCAGUUGGAGGGUUCUGGCAUUUUCCUCUCUUGGAAACUGAGGGAGGAUGGGGCUUCGACUUCCUUGAGCAGGAGGCUUAGGGAGGUGCAGCAUAUGAUCUGCCUUAAAAUGCCUUAAAAAUGGGCAGGCAACUAGAACAGUCUAUUUGGAACCAUUUAGGUGAACCCUGCAUGGAGGCAGGGGGAUGAACCAGAUGACCCUGAUUGCUACCUCCCACCCCUCACAUUCUCAGUUCUUCCCCCGAGCUGGAGAACUGAAUAGCCUGGGUUCUGCUUUAAUGGUACAAGGCUUCCUUAUGGUGUGCAAGAAUGAGCACUCAGGUCAUGUUCUACAAUGUGUGUGUGCAUGUACAUGUAAGCCUGUAUGAUUACCUCUGUGUUCUCUGCGGGUGGUUUUACAUAUUCAGCCACAUUUACAAUUCAGGGAGGAGAGUUAAUCAACCCUCCACUGGAAAUUGUUCAACAAAAUAUGAUGUCAGUGAGAGAAGAGCCUGCAGCACUAAACCGUUCCGCCAACUCACCUUACCAAUGAUAAAGCCAAAGGAAACUCAACUGUGUGAUGAACAUUUUCAACAAACUGCCUUCCUAUUCAAAAGGACAAGUUCAGCAUACCUGCUGAAUGCUACUUCCUGACCAGUGAAAAGAACAGGUUUUGCUGUCAAAAACUGCUUUAAAGUUAAGGUGCUGAUAUCGCCUCUGUGCCAGGUUCUCAAUAGCUUAACAAAAUGUCCUUAGUGUUUGUUUUGGGACAAACUCCAAAUUAAUGUAACUUCUGUCUUUGGAAAAAAAUUUUUCCCCCACUCCUUCUACUGUUUUAGACCACAGUUAGCUUUCUUCCGAACUUGUGGGAAUGCUAAUCCAAACUGAUUGGACCAAAACCACAAGUACUGGAUUCCUGUCAUCCUUAUAUUGUGCUAAAAGGUUUAUUUGUCCCAAAUUUAUCUCUUGCCCAAAACAGACAACAGGAAAAUUAAGAGGAUGGAAAUGACAAAGCAAGGUAUCUUUUAAGAUAAUCUAAUUUUUUUGUGAAUAUUUAACACAUCUUUGUGAUGAUCGCUCACAGUAGCUAAUGGUCCUGUGCAUUUGGCCAAGAUCAGCGAGGCUAAUGCCAGGCCUCCGUAAGAAAGGGUUGGGAUCGAGGGUCAAUUCAACAAUGCCAACAAGUGUUUCAUUUUCCAGCCUUCUAUCAACCACCGUGGAUUUACAGGGGGGAACCAAUCUCUGCUGCUUCAGCUCAGGCACGUGCCACCUUUCAUUAAAUUCUUGUGGGUCCUUCACACAUGGUGCUGUAGGCAAACCAAUUCACUAUCUUAGGACAGCUUUCAGCCUCUUUUCAAAACGGUGUUGACAUGCCACCAUCGUAACUGCUCAAAAAGGCUGUCACAUGGAGAUACGAAACCAGUUCUGCUCCGAGCGCCACAAAGCUCCAGAGUGACGUCCCCUUCCCCCCCGCCCUCGAUGUUUAUGAACUGUCACUCUGCCCAAGAUUUCUUCUACAGUAGCAUGACUUUUCCCUAGGUCUGCCUGGGACUGUAAUCUCCUCAUCCAUUGAGACUUAAUAAAAUUAUUUUUUUAAAAGUUU